Cavia porcellus (domestic guinea pig) is the source of this 2060-nucleotide messenger RNA. It is a transcript of the gene Slc39a13, whose product is annotated as solute carrier family 39 member 13. Gene Ontology annotation, biological process: intracellular zinc ion homeostasis; zinc ion transmembrane transport. The transcript has 9 exons. Gene Ontology annotation, cellular component: membrane. Bases 152 to 1336 code for a protein of 394 amino acids. Gene Ontology annotation, molecular function: zinc ion transmembrane transporter activity. NCBI's taxonomy places the organism in Eukaryota, Metazoa, Chordata, Mammalia, Rodentia, Caviidae. The record is from RefSeq and is a predicted model, not a curated record.
CUCCCGGGGUGGCUCCGGGCCGGGGUGGGGGGCGGCCAGGCGGGCGGGGCAGAGACAGGCGGGGCGGGGCGGGGCGGGGCGCGGCUCCACAGCUGGAUGGCCGGGCUCUCCCGGAGCGCCGCUGCCGCUGCCACCGCUGCACGCACGUGGCAUGCCUGGAUGUCCCUGCCCUGGCUGUGGCAUGGCGGGCCAAAGGCUCUUCUUCCUCACCACCCUUGCCCUGCAGCUGCUGGGAAGGGCUGCAGACUCCCAGCCAGCCCUCCAGAACUGGGGUGCUGCAGCAGCCUGUCGCCUGGACAACAAAGACAGCGAGUCCUGGGGGUCCUUGCUGAGCAGCGACAAGCUGGACACCUGGAUCUGUUCCCUCCUUGGCUCGCUCAUUGUGGGGCUCACGGGGGUCUUCCCACUGCUUGUCAUUCCCUUGGAGAUGGGGACCAUGCUGCGCUCAGAAGCUGGGGCCCAGCGCCUGAAGAAGCUGCUCAGCUUUGCCUUGGGGGGCCUGCUGGGCAAUGUGUUCUUGCACCUGCUGCCCGAGGCCUGGGGUUAUACCUGCAGUGCCAGCCCUGGAGGUGAGGGUCAGAGCCUGCAGCAACAGCAGCAGCUGGGACUCUGGGUCAUUGCCGGCUUCCUAACCUUCCUGGCUCUAGAAAAGACAUUCCUGAACAGCAAGGACAAGGAGGGGCCCAAGCAGCUCCAGGCCUCCAGCAAAGACCCCACUGCCACCAUGCUCAAUGGUGGCCCCUGUCCCACCCAGGCAGUGGCACAGCCUGGCCUGAGCUCUGCAGUCCGGAACCUCAAAGUCAGUGGCUAUCUCAACCUGCUGGCCAACACCGUAGACAACUUUACCCACGGGCUGGCUGUGGCUGCCAGCUUCCUCGUGAGCAAGAAGAUGGGGCUCCUAACCACUGUGGCCAUUGUCCUGCAUGAGAUCCCCCAUGAGGUGGGUGACUUUGCCAUCCUGCUCCGGGCUGGCUUCGACCGCUGGAGUGCCGCCAAGCUGCAGCUGUCCACGGCGCUGGGGGGCCUGCUAGGUGCCGGCUUCGCCAUCUGUACGCAGUCCCCCAAGGGCGUAGGUAUGGGCGCGGGUGGUGCCUGUCAGAGGGCAGGGACUGGACCCUCGUGCUCUGGGCUUGCAGCCAGUCAGGGUCUCCUCCUCGCAGAGGAGACAGUGGCCUGGGUCCUGCCCUUCACUUCCGGUGGCUUCCUCUACAUUGCCCUGGUGAAUGUGCUGCCAGACCUCUUGGAGGAGGACAACCCAUGGCUGUCCCUGCAGCAGGUGCUUCUGCUCUGUGCCGGCAUCCUGGUGAUGGUGCUGCUCUCAGUUUGCAUCGAGUGACUUGACCGUGGCUGCCCAUGCGCACAGCAAUAAGAUUCGGAAUCGCCUGUGACCAUGUGUGUGCGUGCCUGUGUGUAUGCAUGUGUGCCCAAGACCAACACUGUGACCCUGCCCACUGCAGCAUGCCUUCCCACCAUCCAGGUAUCUUGCACCUGCUGCAGGAGUAGUGCAGAGCCACAGUGCUGGUCCCCACAGAACCCAGGACCCUGGAGAGUGGGUGGUUUGAACCACCCAGGGGUGCAGGGACCCCCAAAGAUGAGCACCCCUGUGUGGAGUGGAUCCCUCUGCUCACACCUUGGGCCCGAUCUGCCCAAGGCAGAGGCCAAGGCCAGGCACCUUUCCCCAGGUCUAUCUUCUUGGCCCACUUUUACCACCUCUCUAGCCAAAGAAAGGGCAGGCAAGUGUCCACGCUUCUGUCCCUUAGCCAGUGCCCUUAGCAGCACUGCCACCUGGAGCUGCCACACAGCCUGCAGGGCAACAGUGCCCAGGCUAGGCCCCUCGCUGCCAGCUCAGGGACGCACUCCCGUGGGCACAGGGCCUAUAGACAGGCUGGGCGGGAUGUGGCCCCCGUCCCUGUCGUCAGCGCUCAGGAAUGUGCUCCUGUGCUCUGGAGGAUGAAGCCAUAAUCCCCUGCUCUUCCCUCGAGGCCUUACAGCAUUCAGCUGUGGCGCCUGCACUGUAAAUAUGUCUAUAGAUGACACAGAAUAAAUAUGCACAGACCAGA